UGAAGAGGAAAAUUCGUUUCCCGAAUAUUCCAAGGCCAUAUUGAGACUUCCCACAAUUCCAUUCUUCGUGAUGAGUUUUGAGAUUGUUUUGUCACGUUCUUUCGUGCUCAAAAGUAGUUUUUUUACUGCCAUAGAUAAGGCGAAACGGCCUCGAUACAAUGUGACUAGAGAUUUUCUAGGAGAAGAUUGACCGAGAAGGAACAGAAUUUCGUCGAUUACGAGGAUUCAUGGAAUGCACGGGUCGCUUGGGGACCGUAUCAACGAAUUAUGAUCACUCACGUACAAGGAACGAAGAAAAACAUUCGUAUCCAGGUUCCUCAUAAGAUCUGGAAAUUGGAACAGGAGCUUAAACGCAGUUUGAUCUCCGGUGCUAGUGGAGGCCAGCCUCGAAUCAUCCAGCAAUCGAUAGACUCGUACGAAGACACGAAAAGGAGCAAAGAGCAUGAAUUGGCCAAAGAAUUUUGGUGUACGAGUGGUGUUUUUGGUCCUCGUUGUCACUCUUGAGCAUGCUUCGAGCUAUUCGAACUUUGGUCUAAGAGGGAAGCCCUUUCAACCGCCUCUCAACUAUUCCAAUGGAGCCGACUCUGAUCGCAAAUUGAUUACGAAUAACGAGCCUCUGGUAAUCCAAAACCAAGGCCAAGGACAGAGCCAAGUGCAAGGACAAGAACAGAGACAAGGAAGAGUCCGAAGGCUAUACCUGGAGCCUUUAAGGUAUGAAGAACUGGAGCGAAGCUUCGACGUAGACGCCUUAGGCUCAGGCUCAGGCCCAGACUCAGACUCAUGGGAUAUCAGAAAAGACGAGGAGGAGGAACCGAUGGGGAUUGUGUCUCUUAAUCUAACGGCUUAUAUACGGAAAGGAAAGAUUUCCGAUGCCUUAAUCCGAUCCAACGUUAAUUUUUCCGCGCAAUUGAACAUCAAGAGUCACGCCGGUUAUUUCAUUGUUAACGAAACCUUCAAUACUAAUCUUUUCUUCUGGUAUUUUCCUGCCAAGGAAAAUUCUGAAAAAGCUCCGGUAGUGCUAUCCCUCUGCAAAGAUUUCAUUGAAUGUGUACUCAUGCACGGCGGUCCAAUCUCGUUCAACGAUUUAGGUCAUUUCAACGUGCGCCCGGAGUUCUUGAGCAAGAAGCACCACGUUAUUUACAUCGACCACGACAUUGGAUCGAAUUUCAGUUUUGCCAACCAUUUUCGCGGCGUUCCGUCGACGCCGAAGGAAAAGGGUGACAUCUUGCUCAACGUACUGGAGCAGUUUUACCACCUUUUUCCGAGUCUGCGAUACAACGACGUCUUCGUGUCAGGCCACGGUGAAGGAAGCAAAUUAGCUCUUUACGUUGCCCAGUCGAUCCACGAGCACAAUAAUCGUCAGAAAUCCGACGAAAAGAUCAAUUUAAAGGGCAUCGCGAUCGGAAGCGCUCUCAUCGACCCGCCCAAGCAGCUCUUCUUCGGAAGAUUCCUCCACGAAAGUGGACUCAUCGAUGCGAACGGCAAAUCCGAGUACUUGCGGAUGGAAAAAAGUGUCCGGGAUGCCCUAUUCAAGAAAGAUUACGUCGGGGCUUUCAAAAUUUACCAGAAUCUCACUGGCAGCUUUUUUAGAAGGUUAACUGGAUACGCUCGUCCCUUCAACAUUCUUCGGAAUGAGAAAAAUUCGUCGGAACUCUUUAACUAUAAUAAACUGUUGAAUGCUGUGUUGGAGCAUUCUCGCGUUUUAAGUAGAAUUUCUCUACCGAUCUUCGCGAAAAGUCUAGCUGAAAAGGCAGCGGAUUCAAUGAUUUCCCAAGCAGAUACAGUGAGAAAACUCCUCGCGAACUACCGAAUCUUGGUGUACACCGGGAACCUUGACAUUCUCUGUUCUUAUCGGUCGAUGGCAGUCUGGCUCAAUGCGUUGAGCUGGCCUGGUGCGAAGAGAUUCAGAAACGCUGUCCAACUAGAAUGGCGAGACGCCCGCGACGAAGUCGCUGGUUACGUCAGAAAAUCCGGCAACCUCGUCGAAGCCGUUGUCAGGAACGCUGGACAUUUCAUGUUCGCCGAUCAACCAAAGUGGACGCUCCAACUUUUGGAAUAUUUCUUCCGUGGAGCAAUAUAAGUUUAACGAAGUAAAAAUGACGAAUUAGCUUAUAAAACCAUUCGGGAUGAAACGAAGUCGACGAAUUUUGGCAGAUGAGAAAAACAGGAAAGAAAGGAAGAAAUAAAAUAAAUGGAGAAAAAUUUAGAAAUUUCCACAAUUGUGUCGUCACGAGAGCGUUCUGGAAAACGAUUGCGAUCGAAGGAAGGAUUCAUAGAAUUGCGCGUGCCAACUGCGGACCGUUCCACCGAAUUGCGAUUAUUCACGUAUCGAAUAAUUCCAGAGAAAUGAUUUAUCAACGGCCCUGACUUCGAAUGAAGAUCGUGCCUGCGCAUUGGAGGAAUGAAAAUUCGUUCGAUUGCUUCCUCGAGAAUAACAGCUGCGAUAAUAUUGUAAAAAGACCUUUCAAUAAUUUUGAGUACUGGAAACUUCUUUUCGUACAAAGAUGAGUGACUCCGUAUUUUAUUUUAAUUCACAAAUAAUAAUUACAAUUCAAUGAAAAACCAUUUAAUUUUGUGGAAAUAUUUAAGUUUAAGGAUCGAUUAUUCAAUUCCAUGAAAACAGAUCGAUUUAUAUGAAAAAUAAGUUUAAUCAUUUUCAAAACAAUUAUUAAUGUAACCGAUGUGAUGUGAAACGAAAUAUUCGAAGAAUAAAUGAACCCUCACGAA
Venturia canescens is the source of this 2727-nucleotide messenger RNA. RefSeq names its product venom serine carboxypeptidase-like. The record is from RefSeq and is a predicted model, not a curated record. Gene Ontology annotation, molecular function: serine-type carboxypeptidase activity. Gene Ontology annotation, biological process: proteolysis. The transcript is spliced from 3 exons. NCBI's taxonomy places the organism in Eukaryota, Metazoa, Arthropoda, Insecta, Hymenoptera, Ichneumonidae. Bases 443 to 2080 code for a protein of 545 amino acids.